Molecule: messenger RNA, 1758 nt
Organism: Alnus glutinosa
Lineage: Eukaryota; Viridiplantae; Streptophyta; Magnoliopsida; Fagales; Betulaceae
Product: mitogen-activated protein kinase homolog MMK2-like
Exons: 6
Coding region: 219-1346 (375 amino acids)
Biological process (GO): intracellular signal transduction; protein phosphorylation
Cellular component (GO): nucleus; cytoplasm
Molecular function (GO): MAP kinase activity; ATP binding
Source: RefSeq, a predicted model, not a curated record
UUUUCAGAUGAAAAGCUUGGGGAAAAAGAGGAACUUUGUGUUGAUGCAGUGGAUUCACACUUUGCCAAAUUUUAGCCACCAAAAUACUGAAAGGUCCACAACCCAUUAGUGGGUUUUUGGAGACAAAAAGAAACAAUAAGAAAACAAAGGAAGAAAAAUAUUUGAGGAGCUUCAUGUGUGGGUGCUGACUGCUGAUCUUUGAACUUUGAACUUUGGAAAUGGCUGCCAAAGAGUCAAGCUCUGCUGCGACGGGAGGUACAAUCAAAAGGGUGCUUACGCAUGGUGGUCGAUACGCUCAAUACAAUGUUUACGGGAACUUGUUCGAGGUCUCCGCGAAGUACGUGCCUCCCAUUCGCCCAAUCGGUAGAGGGGCUUAUGGUAUUGUCUGUGCUGCUGUGAAUUCAGACACACAUGAGGAGGUGGCCAUAAAGAAGAUUGGUAAUGCAUUUGACAACAUAAUAGAUGCCAAAAGGACAUUGAGAGAAAUCAAGCUUCUCCGCCACAUGGAACAUGAAAAUGUUAUUGCCACCAAGGACAUCAUACGACCACCAAAAAAGGAUGCCUUCAAUGAUGUGUACAUUGUAUAUGAACUGAUGGACACUGAUCUUCAUCAGAUUAUUCGUUCUGACCAACAACUUACAGAUGAUCAUUGUCAGUACUUCUUGUAUCAGCUGUUACGAGGAUUGAAAUAUGUACACUCAGCCAAUGUUCUGCACCGUGAUCUUAAGCCCAGUAAUUUGCUUCUCAGUGCGAAUUGUGACCUUAAAAUUGGAGACUUUGGAUUGGCAAGAACAACUUCUGAGACAGAUUUUAUGACUGAGUAUGUCGUCACUCGAUGGUACCGAGCACCAGAGUUGCUUCUUAAUUGUUCAGAGUACACUGCUGCAAUUGAUGUAUGGUCGGUUGGUUGCAUACUCGGUGAAAUUGUGACUAGAGAACCUUUGUUUCCUGGGAAAGAUUAUGUUCACCAGCUGAGGCUUAUCACAGAGCUACUAGGUUCACCUGAUGAUGCAAGCCUUGGAUUUCUCCGAAGUGAUAAUGCUCGAAGAUAUGUUAGACAGCUUCCACAAUGCCGGAAGCAACAGUUUUCAGCUAGAUUCCCUAGUAUGUCUCCUGGGGCUUUGGAUCUGCUAGAGAAAAUGCUUGUCUUUGAUCCCAACAAACGCAUUACAGUUGAAGAGGCACUUUGUCACCCAUACUUGUCAUCUCUUCAUGAUAUGAACGAUGAGCCUGUCUGCCCUACGCCAUUCGGUUUUGAUUUUGAGCAACCAUCAUGUACUGAAGAACACAUCAAAGAGCUCAUCUGGAGGGAAUCGGUGAAGUUCAAUCCAGACCCAACCCAUUAGGAGAAAUGCUUUGCAUAUGCAGUGGAGAUGUAAUGGGAAGGACUUUGUUCCCCUAAAAGUAGUGUUAUAAUUCAUCACAUUCACUGAAGUAGAUAUAGUAGCACCAGAGUCUAUAUACUUGUAACUUGAAGUCAACUAACAAGCAAGGAGCUGAAACACAUCAUUCAAGGGAUUUGGGUCCCUCAGAUGUCAGCAAAAACCCCAAGUGGACAGCCGCUUUGGUUCCUAUAUGAGCUGUUAGAGCUCCAAAGUGAAGUUGAAGCGAGUUUGGUAGAAACAAAUGGUGGACAUCUUUCUGAUGAGUGUUAGAAGUAAGGGUUUGCUUCAAAGACUAUGGAUGUUAUAUUGCUUGGAUAUAUUUUAGGUAUCGAGUAAAAUCAGCAUAUUAAUACGAAGAUAUUUUUCGCAUGUC